UCUCAGCUCUUAAACCGUGGACUUUAAUUAGAAAAUUAUUUGGGAUUUAAGAUUUAUUUCAGAAGUCUGCAAAAAAAAAAACAAGAUAUAACGCAUGUCUCUAACAGGCCACUGUCUCUGGGAAUUAUGUCUCAACAAAAGCAGAAUUUGCUGUGGCUGACGAUCAUCUGUUGUACUCUGUGCCAGAUAACCUGCUCAGAAAAACUGAUAAUCGGAGUCGAUUUGACAGAUCUGUGUUUCUCGGACACAAGCAGCUCAAGAAAUUCAGGACAAUGCAGGUCAUACAAUUUCAGCAUAACACAACAUGAUGGGAAAUUUGAAGUCAGAGUGAAUGAGAUGGUUGAAGGCAUAAAACUGUUGUUUUGGCAGAGCGAUUAUUGUCAGUCACCAGACCCGUUGGAAACUGAAGGUGUUUGGAACCUCCCUCAUGUUGAUCUUGGAGAAACAUGUACAAAUGCUACAUAUGGCUAUGAUACAUGCAGUGAGGAAGAAGCAAGCAAAUACAUUCUGCAUUUUAACAACACGCAUACGUGUGAAUGGACGUGUGCGACCUGCGAUAAGAGACCAGGAAGUGAUCCUGAAAAGGAUGACGAGAAUCAAGGUGUUGAAGCCUCAGAUGCAUCAGAAUUCUUGGAAAAAAUGGAGACUGAGAUGGAAGAGAUGAAAAAUAACAAACACAAAGUACAAAUUGCCACAGGAAAAGCUACUGGUCUUCUCCACAUACUAGAUGAGAACACUGAAACCAAAGACACAUGCUACUUGACAAAUCAGAACAAGAUAAAUGUUGUUGACUGCUCAAGUAUCCUGAAUACAAAUGUAUCAUGGGCUUUAAAGAUUCCCAAGGAAGCUGUGAAUAUAUCAAGACAGGAAAACCAUGGACAUGCGUUUGCUGCAGUUCUACAGUUCAAAAAUAUGAGAGACAAGGUCGGUAAGGCAUCCUGCGUUUCUUGGGAUGGCAAAGGAGAACUUGAAUGGACGACAUCAGGCUGUGAGACAGAAAUCAACAGUGACAGCAUAAAGUGCUCCUGCUCACAUCUGACGUUCUUUGCAGUGCUGAUGUCUCAGUCAAAUGCAAACAACCUAGCGUCGCAUCUGGAAUCACUGACUCUCAUCUCUUCUAUCGGCUGCGGCAUCUCCAUGUUUUUUCUGUCUAUCGCUUUAUUCAUGCAUUUCCUGCUGCGGAAAGCCAAAUCAAAUCAGGCCACGAAGAUCUUGAUGAACAUGUUUGUGUCUUUGUGUCUACUGAAUGCUGCGUUUUUGUCAAACGAGAGCGUCGCUAACACACAAGACAACACACUUAUUAAAAUAAACCUGCUUCAAACCAUCACUGUAAUAAUUUUGCCCAAAAAAGAAAAUAUAUUGCACAUGAUGUGUCCAGCUCCGAUAGUCAUAGUUAUUGCUUCUGUUGGAGGAUAUAAAGCAGUGAUCCUAAACACAACAUUUGGAAAAAUCACACGGAUGUGCUGGAUUACAAAUUUUUACAUUCACUACAUAGUGAACAUCGGCUACUACGCUUUAGUUUUCAUCUUCACGACAGGAAUCUUCAUCAUCAUCGUCACUAAGGUCGUUCAGGCCAGAAUCAUAAGAGUGACUGACGGCAAGAGAAAGACGUUCAGAAAGCAGCUGAUGAUGGUGUUGAGUUUGUUCCUGCUCUUCGGGUUUUUCCUCUUCCUGUAUUACUACCACAUUCACAAUGACGUUGCAGGUCAUUUCUCAGAUGAUCCAGAAAGCACCGACUCCAACACAAGCAUCGCUCAAUCCAGCAUUAAUGCUGUGGAAAAUAUUCAUAACUAG
Molecule: messenger RNA, 1794 nt
Organism: Labeo rohita (rohu)
Lineage: Eukaryota; Metazoa; Chordata; Actinopteri; Cypriniformes; Cyprinidae
Product: adhesion G-protein coupled receptor G4-like
Exons: 14
Coding region: 127-1794 (555 amino acids)
Biological process (GO): adenylate cyclase-activating G protein-coupled receptor signaling pathway
Cellular component (GO): membrane
Molecular function (GO): G protein-coupled receptor activity
Source: RefSeq, a predicted model, not a curated record